Molecule: messenger RNA, 1722 nt
Organism: Fusarium oxysporum Fo47
Lineage: Eukaryota; Fungi; Ascomycota; Sordariomycetes; Hypocreales; Nectriaceae
Product: heterokaryon incompatibility protein-domain-containing protein
Exons: 5
Coding region: 1-1722 (573 amino acids)
Source: RefSeq, a predicted model, not a curated record
AUGAGCUUUACUGGUUUGCGUCUUGAUGAUCUAGAAGAGGGUUCGCAAAAUGGCUGCAGCCUGGGGAAGUAUCUCUCUUCACAACUUCGCGAAGGAUACCCAGAGACGUGGACCUUACAUGAUCUGAAACUCUACACUGACGGUUGGCGUUUCCAUGGUCUGAUACCUCUGGAGAAGACUCUCUCGGGCGACAGAAAGCUUGAGUUUUCAACUAAGUACCAACAUGUCCAUGCUCCGGCACAUAAAGGAAAGACAUAUGUAGAGUUCUUGUCUUACGAAAUUACGACAGAUGAAGACGUUGAGUGGACUGGAGGACAAAACCUUUUGACUCGAAAGCCUAUAGUUGCUGACCCACUGUCUAAAAUUACCGCGGCCAAGAUUCGAGAUUGGAAGCUCAGAUGCGACACAAGCCAAUCUCAAGCUCAUACAAUCUGCUCGCGGCCAAGUCCAGCAUUCUUCCCUACUCGACUCAUCGAGAUUGUCGAGAUGGAUACCAACAAUCAGAUUCCUCAUGUGAGGCUUGUUGAUGGAAAGUCGCUAAAUGGAGACGCUGAGACCGAGAUUCCCUGGGACAAGAUUCCUAGAACGAUCCAAGAUGCCAUUCUGACGUCACAAAAACUUGGAAUUGGCUUUAUCUGGGUAGACUCACUCUGCAUCAUCCAAGACAGCAAAGCGGACGAUAAGAACAUCGAGAUUGGCCAGAUGACCCAAGUCUAUACCCACGCGGCAUUCACUAUCGCGGCCAGAAGAGCCCCAGACGCUCAUACCGGCUUUCUCCACGAGAGGUCACUUCCCUCUGGUACGACCAUCGUGGAUUUCUGCAGUGAAGAUGGUAAAACGAGACAAUGCACAUUGACAUUUGAGUCAGCAGCCAAGGAUGAGGAUGCGAAUGUCUUGGACACGCGGGGUUGGACAUUGCAAGAAUAUCUAAUGUCUCGCCGCUUGCUGAUCAUCGGAUCAUGGACAACUACAUGGUCUUGCAGAAACGAGAAUACAGUCUUCAAAGGCACACAUCGUCUCGAUGCAAUUGCCUUCUUUGGCACUCAUCCCGAUUCCAACUACCCAAAGCCUGAAAACAACCUCAUCUUGUGGGAAUGGAAUUCGUUAGUUCAGCGUCCUAUGCGCGGAGGGGCAUAUGCAGCUGGUUUGUGGGUUAAAGACUUUCCUGAUACGCUUCUUUGGGAAAACCGUUCUAGAGCCUUGUAUCCGAGACCAAGCGAUCAAGGACCAUCCUGGUCAUGGACGGCUAUUAACAGUACUGUGACGUGGGGCGCUGGCCAUGGGAAAGACGUCUUAUCAGUUGACUCUAUUGAAUGCGAUCUUGAUCAAGCAUCAGCUCCUUUUGGGUCUGUCAAGCGCGGCGCACUUCGUGUCACAGGACCUGCUUUAGACCAGGAGUGGAAACGCACUAAAAGUACAUCGAGUUUGAUGAGUCCCGGAGGACAUCACCUGAGGUACUUGAUGCCUGAUGGUAUGUAUAUCAACGCUCAUAUCAAGUUUCUUCCUGACGCAGAAGAAUCUGAUUCGGACUGGACCACUGUCACGUUACUUGCUGUCAAGGUCGACGACUACACAACGGGAAUAGUCCUGAGAAAAAGUGCCGACAGUGAGCACUCGAGAUUCGGUUACUUCGAUGCAAAUCUCCCAGGAGAUAAAUAUCAAAUAGAUUGUCAAUUACCAGUGGUUAGAAAAUGGGGGAGCAGAACUUUUACUAUUAUAUAG